Molecule: messenger RNA, 1413 nt
Organism: Hyalella azteca
Lineage: Eukaryota; Metazoa; Arthropoda; Malacostraca; Amphipoda; Hyalellidae
Exons: 10
Coding region: 1-1401 (466 amino acids)
Source: RefSeq, a predicted model, not a curated record
AUGCCGCGUCGUGAUCAACUGCCAGACCUCUCAUCCGACCACUUACCCAUUAUCAUCACACUGCCUUCCACCAAAGGCACCAACUGGCACACAUCACAAACCAUUCGCAACUACAACAGAAGCUCCUGGGAAGAAUUCACAAGGGAAACGAAGGUCUGCUUCCAGGAGCUGAACACACAACCCAUCACCAACAUUGACCACACCCUCACCCACUUCAACACCAUCAUCGCCGAAGCUGAUAAGAAAUAUGUCCCCAAGGGAAACAGGAAAAAGUACAACCCUAAUUUCACACCUGAUAUCUCCCGUCUCAUCAGAACACGCAACAACCUACGAUGCACACCAACACCACUCUCACAGGCAACUACAGACCACAUCCACGAACUGAAUGAACAAAUCAAAACCUCUAUAAGGAACAGACAGAAGCAACGCUGGGAAGAAUUCCACGCUGGCCUCCAGAAAACCCCAGAAGAAAUUCAGCAAAUUGGCUUCAAUGAAGUAGCAAGGAUAGAAGCCCCCAUGCAAGAGUUCGUGUACGAGCUCGGCUACAACAUGUCGACCCAGAACUUCUCCAACAUGAUCCUGAACGACCCUGCCAACUUCUACACCACAGCAGAGGUGGAUCUACUGAACGGCUUCCGCUACGUCGUCUACAACGUCACCACGCCCGCGGUGCCGCUCAUCUUCAAAAACAUUCCGUCUGCUGAAAUCAUAGUGCAGGCCGACCCUACGGGUACGGGCGCCUAUUAUCUAGCGGGCUCGGACGACGGGUCACGGCCCGGCGUGUUCUACGUGGGCACGCAGGAUCUUAACUCAUCCCCCAAGUACGGGAUGCUUACCCUCUCUCUGCACGAGGGUAACCUUGGCCAUCACCUGCAGGGCUCCUAUGCCCUCGAGUCUCCUAACUUACCCUACUUCAGGAGUGCCAUGGAGGACAGGAACUACGGAUACGCUCCUUCAAGGUUCCCGAUCCGCGCGUGCUACAUGGAGGGCUGGGGCUUGUACGCCGAGAGCACAGGCUUCGACAUGAACCUGUACGGCGACCUCCUCGAGCGCUAUGGCCACUACUCGGACGAGAUCUUCCGCGCCUGCAGACUAGUUGUCGACACCGGCAUGCACGCUUUGGGCUGGACGAGACAGGAAGCUGUUGAUUAUAUUCUGCAGUACACCGCCCAGUCGGCGCUCGAGAACGAGGUUGACCGCUACAUCACGUGGCCGGGCCAGGCACUCGCCUACAAGUCAGGGCCUAUACUUUCAACAAACUUCAGGUCGAGCGCCGAGCAGCAGCUGGGCAGUCAGUUCGACAUCAAAGACUUCCAUGACGUCAUCCUUGACAGCUUGGGACCGAUGAGUGUCGUCGAAGAAGAGGUUAAUGAGUGGAUUGCAAGCACUCUUAAUCCCUGAGAAUGCGUCAGG